AUGAAGCGGCGCCAAGAUGAAGGCGGCCGAAUUGUGGACAAAAUACGCCAGUAUGGAGUCUGGGCGGUGGCCGCCCUGGUCCUCAUUCCAGCACAGCUCCUGAUACUGGCAGCGAUAGCUGUGGGAUUCUUGUACAUUUGCAUCAUAGGGGCCCGGAAGCUGGGUGUACGGCUCCGUGGCGGGGAAUGA
Colletotrichum truncatum is the source of this 189-nucleotide messenger RNA. RefSeq lists its product as uncharacterized. NCBI's taxonomy places the organism in Eukaryota, Fungi, Ascomycota, Sordariomycetes, Glomerellales, Glomerellaceae. The record is from RefSeq and is a predicted model, not a curated record.